AUGGUGCUCUGUAGUGGCACUGGUUCUACUUCAGCAGUACUACUGCUACCUGUCCUAGCGGUGUUAGUGGCCGUGGCAUUGCUCGUUCCGGCGCCGGCCUCGGCCGCCGGCGUGGCGGGCGCCUCAGUGCGGGCCGUGCAGCUGGAGGCGUUGCUGGCAUUCAAGAAGGGCGUCGUCGAGGACCCGCUCGGCACGCUGUCCGACUGGACGGUGCGGGCAGGCGGCGUGCCGCGGCACUGCAACUGGACCGGCAUCGCCUGCGACGGCGCGGGCCGCGUCACGUCCAUCCAGCUGCUCGAGACCGGGCUCCGGGGCACCCUCACGCCGUUCCUCGCCAACAUCUCCACGCUCCAGGUCCUCGACCUCACCUCAAACGCCUUCGCCGGCCCCAUCCCGCCGCAGCUCGGCCGGCUCGGCGAGCUCGAGGGGCUCAUCCUCACCGUCAACGGCUUCACCGGCGGCAUUCCGCCGGAGCUCGGCGACCUGGGCAGCCUGCAGCUGCUGGACCUCUCCAACAACUCCCUCAGCGGCGAAAUCCCCAGCCGCCUCUGCAACUGCUCCGCGAUGUGGGCGCUCGGCCUCGAGUUCAACAACCUCACCGGCGAAAUCCCCUCCUGCAUCGGCGACCUCUCCAACCUCGAGAUAUUCCAGACGUACGUGAACAAUCUCCACGGCGAGCUGCCGCCGUCGUUCGCGAAGCUCACGAAACUCAAGACACUGGACCUCAGCGCCAAUAACUUGUCCGGCCCGCUUCCGCCGGAGAUUGGCGAAUUCUCGCACCUCUGGAUCGUCCAGCUGUUCCAGAACAGCUUCUCCGGCGAAAUACCGCCGGGGCUCGGCCGGUGCAAGAACCUGACGCUGCUCAACAUAUAUAGCAACAGGUUCAGCGGCGCGAUCCCUCGCGAGCUCGGCGAGCUGGAGAACCUGAAGGCGCUGCGUCUGUACGACAACGAGCUAUCAUCGGCGAUCCCGAGCUCACUCGGGCGGUGCAAGUCUCUGGUGACGCUCCAGCUCUCGCGAAACAAAUUGACCGGAUCGAUCCCGCCGGAGCUCGGUGAGCUCCGAUCGCUCCAGUCACUGUCGCUCCAUGCCAACCGGCUCACCGGAACGAUUCCAUAAGUCUCGUAUGUAUUGUGAUACAUGGAAUAGCAAGGCCCCAACAAGAUGCGAUGCGCCAAGCACGACA
Lolium rigidum is the source of this 1186-nucleotide messenger RNA. Its product is annotated as LRR receptor-like serine/threonine-protein kinase FLS2. NCBI's taxonomy places the organism in Eukaryota, Viridiplantae, Streptophyta, Magnoliopsida, Poales, Poaceae. The record is from RefSeq and is a predicted model, not a curated record. The coding region runs from base 1 to 1119 and encodes 372 amino acids. Gene Ontology annotation, molecular function: protein binding. The transcript has a single exon.